AUGACUCGUCCAUCUAAGAGAAAAACUAGAGGAAAAGAGCAGAUACGAGACAAUAACGGGAAGUUUACAAAACGACCAAGGCUAUCUGAUGGAUGUGAUGAAUUAGGUGAUGAAUGGGGUGAUAAAAAUGACAGUGGAUGGGAUGAAGAGUUUAGUUUAUUAAACGAAAAAGAAGCUUUUGAAGAUAAACCUCUUGAGUUAACCUGGUCAGAUAACACCCACUUGGAAAAAACAAAACGCGGACCAUAUCUUACUGGGAAAAUAAAAAAAUCAACAUAUUUUGAUAAAUAUAGACCAAAUGGCUCCUUUACAAAAGCUGCAAAAGGAACCAUAAAAAUAUCAACUUUCAUGAAUAAUAAACCAAUACCGGAUGAUUUUGAAGACGUUCUUGAUGAUAUGGAUGAGGAAGAACGAAAUCAACUUGAUGUGGGUGAAAGAAUCGAAAAUUUAAAGCAUAUCGGCGGAUUUGUUCACUUUUGCAUAAUGCUAAAUUUUGAAUGA
Rhizophagus irregularis DAOM 181602=DAOM 197198 is the source of this 501-nucleotide messenger RNA. RefSeq lists its product as uncharacterized. Lineage: Eukaryota; Fungi; Glomeromycota; Glomeromycetes; Glomerales; Glomeraceae. The record is from RefSeq and is a predicted model, not a curated record.